AAAUGUGUGCUUAUAUUGAAAGUUUCAAGCAGGUGGUGAGCAACCCUUAGCAAAUCCCACCAACACGUUUCCUUUCCUCUAGAGAUUUCAUUUCUCUUUGUUAUGUAUUAAUUUGCUCCUCUCUGUCUCCAUUUUUUUCCUCUCCUGCUUCGUCUGUUGUUUCAUCUUGGAUCAUCGAUGAUCCAUCUUCGAUUAUAAAGCAGAAUUACUGCUUAAUUAAGGAGCUGUGAACCGGUUGCUAAAAUGACUGGGAAAAAGGAGAAGAAGGAGGAGAAAAAGGAGAAGAAGGACGAGAACAAGGAGGAGGAGGAGGAGAAAAAGGAGAAUAAGGAGGAGAAAAAGGAGAAGAAAGAAGAGAAAAAGGAGAAGAAAGAGGAGAAGAAGGAGAAGAAAGAGGAGAAGAAGGAGAAGAAGGAAGAUGAAGUCGAAGUGAUCACCGCUGUUUUCAAAGUUAACAUCCAUUGCCGAGAGUGUUCACGCGAGAUAAAGAAGCCUCUCCUCAAAACUCAAGGUAAGUAACUAUGUGUUAGUAUAAUGUUUAGUCAUAUAUCAUGGAUGUAACCUAGACUUUGAAGAAUGGGGUCUCCUGUAACUCCUUUGUCUACCACUUGCAAAGAGCAGUUGGCCGACGCAAGUAUCUUGUAU
Molecule: messenger RNA, 645 nt
Organism: Rubroshorea leprosula
Lineage: Eukaryota; Viridiplantae; Streptophyta; Magnoliopsida; Malvales; Dipterocarpaceae
Source: the annotation of a GenBank genome assembly